AUGUUCCGCACCGCACCUCGCAUGGCUGGGUUCGUGUUCCGUGAGAACCGUGUCCCCUAUUACCAGCGUCUUUUCCAGAAGCAUGACGGCAAGCGUCAGUGGUACAAGACCGAGCGCAGCAACUACGUCAUGUACCCCUACCUCAUCUCCGUCUACGGUCUCGGCAUUGCUACCACCUAUGCCAUGGGUCGCAUGGUCUUUGGCCACAAGACCUGGUUCGGUAAGGAGUAAACGACUCGUACCUUGACAAACUGGCACCAGCAGCGUCUCUCGAUUGACAUUCCUUGACCCGGUUUGGCGAUGCGUCCGGGAUAUUGUACUGGGAUAAUUGAGAGGAAGACUGGGAUUAUCGACGUUGUACAUAAGUUAAGCUAGGGCGUCAAUGUGUGAAACCUUUCCUCGACUAUCCUGUUCUGACUCGAACAUCCACACCACUCGUGGCUCGUGCGACGUGACUUGUGAAUUAGACGUGUACUUGGGGCACGGGAAGCUUCUGGGUUUCUGUAGACCGAAACCUUAAGCAUGAAAUGUGUCAUUGUUCAGCAAUCAUUGUUCGACGAGAUUCGCCAGCUGCCAAAUCAGCAUCUCGCACCACUUGGGAUCUAGCAUCAUCCUCUGAAGCAAGUCUG
Molecule: messenger RNA, 629 nt
Organism: Aspergillus saccharolyticus JOP 1030-1
Lineage: Eukaryota; Fungi; Ascomycota; Eurotiomycetes; Eurotiales; Aspergillaceae
Product: cytochrome c oxidase subunit 7
Exons: 5
Coding region: 1-231 (76 amino acids)
Biological process (GO): mitochondrial electron transport, cytochrome c to oxygen
Source: RefSeq, a predicted model, not a curated record